CGUGCUUCAGUAGUUGAACAUCAUUUUAACAUACGUGUCUAAUUAAUGACACAGUGAUCUCAAUAAAUAAAAUUACCACAUAAUUGCAGUAUUUUUUGUCGAUACUUUAGAUCUAACUUACAAUUAUUAACAGUGCUCACCCAUCUAUUGAUUAAUCCGGUCCAGAAUGUGCGGCAUCUGGGCAAUAUUCGGUCUGGACGUCGGCUUGAACCCCGAGUGCGUGCGAUGCCUGUCAGCCAUCGCGCACCGCGGGCCGGACGCGUGGCGUCUGGACCAGGACGCUCGAGACCCUCACGCUCUACUCGGCUUCCAUCGCCUGGCUAUAGUGGACGGGCUACACGGCAUGCAGCCCAUGCGGCUCCACCGCUACCCGCGCGUCACGCUCAUAUGCAACGGCGAGAUCUACAACUACAAACGCCUGCAAGCGCAGUUCGACUUCCCUUACGAGACCAACUGCGAUGUUGAAGCCAUCAUCCAUGUGUACAAGAAGUUCGGGAUUGAUGCUGUGAAGCAGCUGGAUGGGGUUUUCGGAUUCGUUUUGGUGGAUGGAGAAGCGAAAAAGAUCUACGUGGCGAGAGACCCGUACGGCGUUCGGCCGCUGUUUAGGUUGGUCGAUGAGAAGAAUGGUGUGCUUGGCCUGUGCUCCGAAGCUAAAGGAUUGGUGGGAUUGAGGACCAAGACAAGUGAAGGCGCGAUACUGGAACAGUUCCCUCCGGGACAUGUCCAAAUGUGGAGCUUGUUGGAAGACGGGAAAGUGAAGCUGGACCAAACGGAGCAGUACUUCACUCCGGGAACACCGCCCCGGUUCGUUCCUUUCGUUGCGGAGUCUGAAUUGGAAAACAUGGACGUUUACGCGAAAACUGCUUUUCUGCUAGAAGCUGCUUGCAAGAAGAGGCUUAUGUCUGAGAGAAGGAUUGGCUGCCUGUUGAGUGGUGGACUAGACUCUUCGCUCAUCACAGCGCUCGUCGUUAAACUAGCCAAGGAAAUAAACCUCCCUUACAAGAUUCAGACCUUCGCCAUAGGCAUGGGAGAAUCACCAGACUUGAUUGCCGCUAGAUCAGUGGCCGACUAUUUGGGCACCGAGCACCAUGAAGUCAGAUUCGACGAAAACGACGUCAGACAGGUAUUGGACAAUGUUACUUUCUCGUUGGAAUCAUUCGACAUUACGACAACACGGGCAAGUUUGCCCAUGUACUUGUUAGCGAGGUACAUUAAACAGAACACGGACACCACCGUCAUAUUCAGUGGCGAGGGGGCUGAUGAGCUGGCGCAGGGCUACAUCUACUUCAGAGACGCUCCGAGCGCAGAAGAAGGCCAUAAAGAGAGCAUCCGUCUGCUAUCUGACAUCUAUCUCUACGAUGGACUACGUGCGGAUAGAACCACAAGCGCUUUCAGUUUAGAACUCCGAGUGCCUUUCUUAGAUAUUCAGUUCACAAGCCACUAUCUGAGUCUGGAUCCGAAGUCACGCCAGCCCCAGAACGGUGUUGAAAAACAUUUGCUCCGAAACAGUUUUUCCAAGAGUGGAUUGUUACCUGAUUCCAUAUUGUGGCGACACAAAGAGGCAUUUAGCGACGGUGUAGCGUCAGUUAAGAAGUCUCUGUUUACAGUAUUAGAGGAAGUUAUCUCAGAACGAUUGCCGAAGGAGGAACAAAAGUUUAAAGGUCUCCAACCUACCACUACUGAAUCGACGUAUUAUCGUCAUGUGUUUGAGAAGUCGUUUGCAGGAUUAGAGAAUUUAACGCCAUACUACUGGAUGCCCAAAUGGGUGCAAGUAGCAGACCCCUCUGCGAGAUUUAUAAAACACUACGCUGCCACGUAGGUAGGUAAUUGCAAUAAAUAAAUAGCUAAUCAAUGACUUUA
Messenger RNA from Plutella xylostella (diamondback moth), 1860 nucleotides. The record is from RefSeq and is a predicted model, not a curated record. Lineage: Eukaryota; Metazoa; Arthropoda; Insecta; Lepidoptera; Plutellidae.